This is a messenger RNA of Fukomys damarensis (Damara mole-rat), 888 nucleotides long. Its product is annotated as sulfotransferase 1E1. The record is from RefSeq and is a predicted model, not a curated record. The transcript has 7 exons. Gene Ontology annotation, cellular component: cytoplasm. Bases 1 to 888 code for a protein of 295 amino acids. Gene Ontology annotation, molecular function: sulfotransferase activity. Gene Ontology annotation, biological process: sulfation. Lineage: Eukaryota; Metazoa; Chordata; Mammalia; Rodentia; Bathyergidae.
AUGGAUUCUUCCAAACAUGACUAUGGUGAAAACUUCGGUGAAAUCCAUGGAAUCCUCUUAUAUAAAGACUUCAUCGAAUGUUGGAAUGAUGUGGAAGCCUUCCAGGCGAGACCAGAUGACCUUGUCAUUGCUGCCUACCCUAAAUCCGGCACAACCUGGCUUACUGAAAUUGUAUAUAUGAUCUAUAAAGAUGGAGAUGUGGAAAAAUGCAAAGAAGAUGCAAUUUUUAACCGAGUACCUCACCUGGAAUGCAGAGCCAAGGAGAUACUUAAUGGUGUGAAACAGCUAAAGGAGAUGAAAUCGCCAAGGAUGACAACGACUCAUCUGCCACCUCAACUUCUUCCAGCCUCGUUUUGGGAAAAGCGGUGUAAGAUGAUAUAUAUUUGCCGGAAUGCCAAAGAUGUAGCCGUCUCUUAUUAUUAUUUCUGUCUAAUGGUUACAAUUCAUCCAGAUCCUGGAUCCUUUCCAGAAUUUGUGGAUAAAUUCAUGCAAGGUCAAGUUCCCUAUGGUUCCUGGUAUGACCAUGUAAAAUCGUGGUGGGAAAAGAAUGAGGAUCCACGUGUGCUAUUUAUGUUCUAUGAAGAUAUGAAAGAGGAUAUCAGAAAAGAGGUGAUGAAACUGAUGCAGUUCCUGGGGAGAAAGUCAUCAGAAGAGCUUGUGGACAAGAUUAUAAAGCACACAUCAUUUCAGGAGAUGAAGAACAAUCCGUCUACCAACUACACCAUGAUGCCAGAAGAAAUCAUGAACCAAAAAGUGUCACCCUUCAUGAGGAAAGGAAUUUCAGGAGACUGGAAGAAUCACUUUACACUAGCCCUGAAUGAGAGAUUUGAUAUACACUAUGAGCAGCAAAUGAAAGGUUCCACAUUGAAGUUACGAACUGAGAUCUGA